Messenger RNA from Rhineura floridana, 6284 nucleotides. It is a transcript of the gene NLK, whose product is annotated as nemo like kinase. Gene Ontology annotation, molecular function: MAP kinase activity; ATP binding. The transcript is spliced from 11 exons. Bases 2820 to 4400 code for a protein of 526 amino acids. Gene Ontology annotation, biological process: intracellular signal transduction; protein phosphorylation. Gene Ontology annotation, cellular component: cytoplasm; nucleus. The record is from RefSeq and is a predicted model, not a curated record. Lineage: Eukaryota; Metazoa; Chordata; Lepidosauria; Squamata; Rhineuridae.
CAGAGGAGUGAGAGAAGUCUAAGGCAAAGUCCUCGUUUGUGGGCUGGACUGCUGCUCCCUUAUUGGCUACCGCGGCCUUUGAGGGGAUGGGUUCCAUUGGCUGGAAAGAAGAGGAGACGGGACGGGGAGGAUGAGCGCGAGCGUGUUUCUGUCUAUGAGACUGUGUGUGUGUGUGUGUGUGUGUGUGUGUCAGAGAGAGUGUGAGGGAAAGAGUGCGGGUGCGCGCGCGCGGGUGCGCGCCGCCUGGCUAUGAAAAGGCGGGGAGGCAAAAAAAAAAGUAAAGCGAAGGGAGGCAGGCCGGGUCGCGCGCACGCGCGCCUCCGCCGCUCUUUCGCUCUACGCUCCACUCUGGGGCUCCCGUGAGGAGAAGGCGGAGGAGGUGGUGGUGGUGGUGGCGGCGGCGAGGAGUCGCGGCCGGUCCGGCGGCCUGAGGGGACGACGGAGGACGACGAGGAGGCGGCCACGGCUGCCGGAGGAGGAGGUGGUGGAGGAGGAAGAGGAGUGGGGGGGCGCCGUCGACGUCGACGUGGAGCGGCGCUGUGGGGCCUGAGUGACCCCCCCACCCGACCUCUUCCCUCAAUCCCUCCCGCGCGCCCCUCACCACGAGAGACUCAGCUGAGGCGGCGCCCCCCUUAUUCCAGCCCCACACACCUUGCCCAUCCCGCCUGUGGCUUCUUCUCACAGAGAAGGGGGGGGCUGUAGGUGCCGCCGCCGCCGCCAAUCGUGUGUGCCCCCCCUGCCACAACCCCCAAACUCGCCUUUCCUGCCCCCCUCCACCUCUCGUCUUUUUUUAACCGACCGCUCGCCCGCGCUGGGUCAGGCUGUCAAGGCAAGGGCGCCCACCUCAGACCCACCCAGGAAGGCAGUAAUCUGGAUUUAGGAAGGCCGGGGGGGGGGCGGCUGGCUGGCUGAUUUGACUCCCUGGCAUUCGUUCCUGCCUGCUUCCCUUCUCUGUCACCUUCCACGUUCCCACUUUUCUCUCUUUCUCGUCCAUCACACUCGCGCUUCUCCCCCUUCCACGUUCUUUUUCCUUUCUAACACCUGCCCCUUUCUCUCUCCCUUCCGCCUUCUUUACACAUUCCCUUAUUCUGUCUGCUUUCCACCACAUUUUCUUUCUCCAUCUCCCCACACCUUCAGGUUUUUCAGUUCUGGCCCAACCUUUUAAUUAUCUCUCUUAAAAAAAAAGUUUCCUUCCACUUUUUUAUUUAUUCUAUUUAUUUAACAAAUUUUAUAUACUGCUUGAUUGUGAAAAACUUCCACAAUCAGUUUUUAGUCAGUCCCUCCUUUUUCUUUCAGUAGCCCUUUGACAUUUACCCCCCCUUUGGAAAACCCAUAUUUUUUUCUGCAUUCGUUGAUUCGUUCAUUCAUUCAUUCUUCCCACCCCUCAUCUCAACCUCCAUAAUCUUUUUAAUUUAGAGGGGAAAACCCUUCACUUUCACACAUUCAUUCAUUGUUUUCCUUCUUGAUUAUUUCUUAUCUUUUUUCCCAACCACUCACAGAUUUUUUCCUUUAAAAAAAAGAUUUUUAACAUCCUUAAACACUUUUUUCAUCUUUCUAGUGCUUUUUAUGCAUUUAUACUUCUUUUUGCUUCCCAGAGUCUGUUUUUGUUUCUCUGUAGAAAUAGCCUGCUUAGAUUUUUUUCUUCCCACUCAUAUUUUUAAUGCUUUCCCAUCUUUAACAUUUCCUUGCCUCCCCUGUACUUUUUUGUGUCUGUUUUUGCAUCCUCUUCGUUGCAUUUCCCAUCCUUACAGGAAAAAGCUCUCCUUCCUUUCAUCUUCUGUGUUCUUUUCCCUCUUCUUCUUGCUGCCUGGUCACAUUUUUAUUCUUUUCCCUAUAUUUAAAUCUCACUUGUUCCAGGCUUCUUUUAUUUUUUCAUGUUCUUUCCCCUAAUUUCCAUAAUCUGUUGUUUCUCUUAACUGCUUUUUUCUUUUAGCCUUUCCUGAUCGCUUCUCCUUUAGACUCCUUCUCCGUACCUCAUUCUUCUCUAGAUCAUCUCUACUUUCAUUUCCUUCCCUUGUUUUUAAUUUUCUCCCUUCCAAAAAUCCUUGGAACCUGGAACCUUUUAUUCCUUGUUCUUGAUAACUUUUGUUACCUGACUUCUUGCUCCAUGCAUAACAUUUUAAAAAGAAUCUUCUGUAAGCUUCAAUAGUUCUUUUUUAACUCUCUCCCUAUCUGUGCCAUUUGGAUUAUUGUUCACUGACACUUCCUCCCCAACCUUCCAUCUAUUCUUUCAUCACUUUCUUCUUUUCAUCCCUUUAUUAAUUUUUGGACUUAUUUUCAUUUCUCACUUAUAUAACUUUUCUUGAAUUUAUUUAGCCACUUUCAUUGCCCUUUUAGUGGAAGUUGCUCAUAUCUGAGUUUAAUAAUAAAGGUGGAUGGAUGUAUACACAGAAGAAAGACGAGUAGAGUUGUAGAAGGUCUUGAGGAUCUUCCUACCCGUUUUGAAGAGAUAAAUGAAAAGGAUGUGGGAAUGGAAGGGGUGGGCUUGUCAGUACUCCUAACAUUUUUUAGGGGGGUGAAUUCACAUCCUUUUUCUGGGGGGGAGGGGGAUUGACAAAUUUCAAGACUGGCACAGAAAAAGCAGAAGGAUGGCAUUCUAGUACCAAUUACACCAGCCAUCUAGGGGGGACGGGGGUUUAUUGCAUGCUCACACGCACACACAAGCCUCCAUUUUUUCUUGACUUGAUGACGAAAAGGCCUGUUGAGCUCCAUGUUUUUGAAGGUGGGCAACUUGCUUGUGAUAGUGUAGUGAACUUCAUUUUUGUGGCCAAAUGACAGCUUGACCCAGUUGUUAUUCCAAUCAGAGGGCAUCAUCUUGAAUGUCUCUUUGUAGUGCCACAGCCAAUGCAAAAAUGAUGGCGGCUUACAAUGGCGGUACAUCUGCAGCAGCAGCAGGUCACCACCACCACCACCAUCACCACCUUCCUCAUCUCCCCCCUCCUCAUCUCCAUCACCACCACCACACACAACACCACUUGCACCCAGGCUCUGCAGCUGCGGUACAUCCCGUACAGCAACAUGCAUCUUCAGCUGCGGCGGCCGCAGCUGCCGCAGCUGCUGCAGCCAUGUUAAACCCAGGGCAGCAGCAGCCAUAUUUUCCAUCACCGGCACCAGGUCAAGCCCCAGGACCAGCAGCAGCAGCCCCAGCUCAGGUACAAGCUGCAGCAGCCGCUGCAGUUAAAGCGCACCAUCAUCAGCACUCCCAUCAUCCACAACAGCAACUGGAUAUUGAACCAGACAGGCCUAUUGGAUAUGGAGCCUUUGGUGUUGUCUGGUCAGUAACAGAUCCGCGAGAUGGAAAGAGAGUUGCACUCAAAAAGAUGCCCAACGUCUUCCAAAAUCUGGUCUCUUGCAAAAGGGUCUUCCGUGAAUUGAAGAUGUUGUGUUUUUUUAAGCAUGACAAUGUACUCUCUGCUCUCGACAUACUCCAGCCACCACACAUUGACUACUUUGAAGAAAUAUAUGUUGUUACAGAAUUGAUGCAGAGCGACCUCCACAAGAUUAUUGUCUCUCCUCAGCCACUCAGCUCGGAUCAUGUAAAGGUUUUUCUUUACCAGAUUUUGAGAGGUCUGAAAUACUUACAUUCGGCUGGUAUUUUGCAUCGAGACAUUAAACCAGGGAACCUACUUGUGAACAGCAACUGUGUUCUUAAGAUCUGUGAUUUUGGCUUGGCCAGGGUGGAAGAAUUAGAUGAAUCUCGUCACAUGACUCAGGAAGUUGUCACUCAGUAUUAUCGAGCUCCGGAAAUCCUGAUGGGCAGCCGUCACUACAGCAAUGCUAUCGACAUCUGGUCCGUAGGCUGUAUAUUUGCAGAACUGCUAGGACGAAGGAUAUUAUUUCAAGCGCAAAGUCCCAUUCAGCAGUUGGAUUUGAUCACAGAUCUCCUGGGAACACCGUCACUGGAAGCAAUGAGGACGGCUUGUGAAGGCGCCAAGGCUCACAUACUCAGGGGUCCUCAUAAACAGCCAUCCCUUCCUGUCCUGUACACAUUAUCCAGCCAAGCUACACACGAAGCUGUUCAUCUCCUUUGUAGGAUGUUGGUCUUUGAUCCAUCCAAAAGAAUCUCCGCUAAGGAUGCCUUAGCUCAUCCAUAUCUUGACGAAGGGCGUUUGCGAUAUCAUACCUGUAUGUGUAAAUGUUGUUUUUCCACCUCUACUGGAAGAGUUUACACCAGUGAUUUUGAACCCAUCACAAAUCCCAAAUUUGAUGAUACUUUUGAAAAGAACCUCAGUUCGGUUCGGCAGGUUAAAGAAAUAAUUCAUCAGUUCAUUUUGGAACAGCAGAAAGGAAACCGAGUGCCUCUGUGCAUCAACCCGCAAUCUGCUGCUUUUAAGAGCUUUAUUAGUUCCACUGUUGCUCAGCCGUCUGAGAUGCCACCAUCUCCACUGGUCUGGGAGUAAACGUGGAAGAUGUACUACUGAAGACAAAAUGUAGCUUUCCACUGGAUUCUGGGAUUUGCAAUUAUGGACAUUUAAUCAUGCUUGUACUGUAAUUUUACUAAUGAAGUUUUAAAUUAACAACCACUAUCCUUGUAUGAUAUAUGAAUAAGACUUAGAAAUGUUAACUAGGCUUUUAAAAUUCCUGUCACGGGUGGGGUUGUGCUUUUAGAAGAAAAAUAUUUUAUCCAGAGUUGCACACGUUUGGAUUUUUUUUAUAUGAAUUGUAGUGCAGCUGUAAUCUUGCUUGGCUCUGAACAAACAGAGGAUUGAACCAAAUUGGUGGGAAAGUGUUGUUGUUUUUUAAGGGGGGGGGGCUUUUUUCUUUUUCUUUUCCUUUGUCUUCAAUUUAAAGUUGAUAAGCAGUUUUGAUAUUGAGCCAUUCCUAAGAUUUGAGAUUUUUCUAAAAAAAAGAAAAGAAAAGAAAAAGUUAGGGAAUACACAAUUAAAAUCUGUGACCAAUCAUGAAGCCCAAUCAGUGGCAACAACCUGUCUUCCAUGGGCAGCGUUGCCUGGUGGGUCUGCAGAACCAUAUAUAUAGCUUUCUCACUAGCGCUGUGGUGAUGAUUGUGUGCUCUGUUUUCCAAUCAGAUGUUGUGAGGAGAGAGAAUGAGUUGUGACUAGGAGAGAUGAGACCUUCCCCCCCUUUUUAACCCUUCCUCCCCGGUAUAAAUAAAUAUAUAUAAAUAUAUAUAUUUAAUCUAUUUUUAUUAGAAGUUUUUUCUGCUCUUUUCUUACAUAAUCCACCCCCUUUUUACCCCCUCCAAAGCAUGCAUCUGCAAAUGUUUGUGUAAAUAAUUCCAGUUCUGGGCUAAUGUCAAAGAGUCUUGAUAUCCAUUGCUGUGUAUAGAGAGAGAGAGUGUGUGAGAGAGCGCACAAGAGAGGAAGUAGCUUGCACAUUUUUAGGUCUGUGAAAUAGUGGUGUGUGUUUUUUUAAAAUCCUGCACUGGACAGAAAUGAAAAGUGUGUGUGGGGGGGGAAGCACAUAGGGAAUUAUGUUAAUUGUAUUUGUGUCCUUAGGCAAAGCUGUGGAAGUCUUGAAAUGUCACAGUAGUAAAUAACUUAUUAUUUACAGUAGUAAAUAACUUUUAUUACUUUUUGGCUAACUUUUUUGUGUGUGUUCUGUUCAAACACUGAAUUAUUCUGUGCAUAUGUAUAUAUAUAUAUGAACACAAACUGAAAGGCCUCUACCUCCUGGAGUAUACAACUUGGUUUGUUUAUCUCCACCUGAUUUUUUUUUUUAAGUUCAGUGUGGAGACUUGAAACUUGAAUGUCCCUUCCAACUUUUAUAUUUUAAAAAAGGCAAGAAAAAUUGAAGAGUGUUUUUCACCUGUACAAAUAACGAAUGGAUGGUCUUAAAUUUUGAACAUUGGUCUGGGAUAUUAAGAGAGAGAGAGAGAGAGAACCCUUGGUGUUUGUCAUGGACAAUUAACUGUUAAAAGUUAUUGUAAGUUAUCUGUAUUUAGCAGAGUAUUUUCAAGAAGAGUGAUCUGAGCUGGAACUGAAUACUAUUAGUUUAAGUUAUGUUUUUGGAAGUUUUAACUUCAAUGAAGUAAUUAUUUUGCUGUGAAAGAGACAUACAUUGAAUUUUUCAAACAAAGAUGAUGAAAUAUCUUUGUUUUUUAUGCGGCUCCUGAGGAUUUGAAACAACAACAACAAAACCAACUGAAGCAUUUCAAUUCACUUGAAUGAGAAAACAUGUUUUAACUUAAUAUGAGCCCAAGAAGACACUGGUAUGAAAGGUAAAAUCUCAGAGGUUGGUCUGUUAAAUGUGGCACACUUGCGGGUCACUUUGUAAAAUGUAGAUUUUGAAGUACAGUGGUGGAAACAUUAAAUGUGAUAUUUGAA